AUGGACUACACGGUCACGCCCACCGACUCGCUGGAGCGGAUUGCGGCCGCACAUGACUGCACGGUGGGCGAACUGAUGAAGCUCAACCGGAUGGGCAGCAGAAUGGUGUUCCCGGGCCAGAAAAUCCUGGUGCCUUCCCCGAUGUCGGAUGACGUUUUCGACGCAUCUGCCGCGCUACUUCCAGCAGGAAUCAGUGGUGCUCAGGCGGCACCGGACGGCAUCCGGAAAGGGCCGGGCGGUGCUGUGCCAUCGAACUCCCGUGGAAAUCUGCUAAAAACCCAGAGCGCCCCCACGAAAAGUGAUACGGCUGAUGGCGACUCUGUGGACAGCGACUGCCUGCAGAGGUUUUUGAAAAUAAAGGUAAAACAACUCACCGAGUCCGACGGUACCGUAACUGGCACACUACUCGUCACCCCAAAUUGUCUGAUGUUCGAUCCCGACGUCUCGCACCCCCUGGUCAAGGAGAAUGGCCCCGAUUUGUACGGGAUGGUGGCGAACAUGGACGACAUCAUGGCAGUGUCCGUCUACAAGGACGUCGGCGCGUUAAUGGGCGACAAAUCGGGGAAGAAGAAGGAGAUAUUCCGACCACAACUGCAAGACGUAAACUCGCAAACCUCUGAAGACGCUUCACGGCCAGUAUUUUCCACAUCCUUUGACGGGUCCGAGCCGGAGAGCGCCGGCUACGAGUCGGCCGAUGACCAGCCUCCAAAAUCACCCCGGAUCAGCUCGGAAACGCAGUUACCGUCGAUCACCGAGGAAAAGGCGGGAAAAGACUCACCACAGCUCCGUUCCCCCAUAACCGACGAGGCGCCCCGGAAGCGCAGCAUCAGCGAUGGCGGCACCUCUCCGCAGCGAUUUUUUUCGCUCCGGCGAAAGGAUGAGGCCGGCAAAAUUGUGGACGACGACGGGAAACCGAGGGCUGAACUCCGUGCUGCGCAGAGUUUUGGUAGCAGAUAUUCUCCGGGGGCCGCGCGACGUUCGUUCGGCAAAUUGGGGCGAACGCUGAGCUGUCUCUCGCCAAUGUCCAUUUCCGCGAAAGCGAAGAGCGGCGUGCAGACGAUGGCCAAGGGAGCGGAGAGCGUGGCGCAUGGUGUCGUUACGCACACGAAAAGCGCAGCGGAUUCCCUCCAAACCGGAAUUCAAACCUCGGCAAAAGUGGUGGGGGACAGCGCGAAGGCGGCCGCCGAUCGUGUUGCACAACUGCCCGAAAACAUCGUCAACAAGGGCAGCGAGCUGAUAGCCGACGGCGUCAACGGGGUCAGCGGCUUCUUUGCCGUCGAGCAAGAACAACGGACCCCGCAGCAGCUGAAACGGGACCAAUCGCUCGCCACCCUCGAGGGACUACGCCAAAAAACGGCGGCCGCCCGGCAGGAGGCCGUCUCGAAGGGAAUCGACCAAACCGCAAAUUCGCGCUCCGAAUCGGAAACGGACACCUCAGCCGGCCAAUCCGAUGCCCCCUCCUCGCCGAUUAUGCCAUAUUUUAUGGCGGUCCGGCUGACCCGGAAAAAGAUGCGAAAGUCGAAAGCCACCCGGACAUCGUCGAUCAACAACGGCUCGUCCGUCUCCUCCUACGACGACGACUGUCUUUUUGGCAAUCGGCUGAAGCGCGAAUUCUGGUUCACAAUCCCUCGCAACAAGGCCGACUCGAUUUACGGCUUCCUGCUGCAGUGGUCCCCCGAAAAAUACGGACAGGACACUGAAGAAGCAGAAGACUCUUCCGCCGUCACGAUCCCUAAAAACCAUCCAAGCGCCGGCUUCAUCGUGCUGGACGCCGAGGCCGACGAGGCGCUGUCAGUAUUCACC
Molecule: messenger RNA, 1803 nt
Organism: Mesorhabditis spiculigera
Lineage: Eukaryota; Metazoa; Nematoda; Chromadorea; Rhabditida; Rhabditidae
Source: the annotation of a GenBank genome assembly